This is a messenger RNA of Topomyia yanbarensis, 3655 nucleotides long. RefSeq names its product kinesin-like protein costa (gene cos). The transcript has 2 exons. Gene Ontology annotation, biological process: mitotic spindle organization; microtubule-based movement. The coding region runs from base 130 to 3357 and encodes 1075 amino acids. Lineage: Eukaryota; Metazoa; Arthropoda; Insecta; Diptera; Culicidae. Gene Ontology annotation, molecular function: ATP binding; microtubule binding; microtubule motor activity. The record is from RefSeq and is a predicted model, not a curated record.
CUCGUGCAACACAGCUCAAUCUUUGACAGAAUCUGAUCUUCAUCAGAGAAAGGUUCAAAGAAGAAAAUUGGAAAAAUAGCAAAAAUAUUUUGCACUUAUUAUAAUAAUCAUUCAAAUGGUUUAUUCAGUAUGGAUAUCGCGUUGAAAGUGGUGGUGAGGAUAGUGCCGCCGGAAAAGCAAAUUUCUUCAAACGCGGAGCAUCAACAGCUUCCUUCAAAGCUACCAUCGGACCAUCGAAGCGACGACGACGAUGGGUUCGACGAGAACCACAUGCAGCAGCGUGGAGAAAACGACGAAUCGUCAGUGGUUAUUUCGUCUGGUAAUUCUGAUCGAUCAUUCAAAUUUUCGCGUGUCUAUCGCCGAUAUGAGGAUUUACGGUGCAUCUACACGGAAUCUGUUGCUGGCAUCACAGAAACGGUGUUAGAAGGGUACGAUUUUUCGAUUGUUUCGUACGGUGAUACGGGCAGUGGAAAAAGUUACACUCUUUACGGGAAUGCAGCAAGUGAAGGGAUUGUACUGUGUUUCAUACAGGAUCUAUUUUAUCAGCUGAGUAAAAAUCCCGACCGCAUGUACUCGAUUGGGGUGGCCUGGACAGAAAUUACCAGCGAUGGCGAUGUGGUUGACGUUUUGGGAACAGCAUUGAUGCAAUGUUUCACAAUCGAAGAGAUUUACAAUUUGCUCAGCCUGGGUUUACACAGUAAGAAUCCGGAGAACCAUAAUAUACUGAGUUUAAUAUUGGAACAGCAGUGGACUGCACUGAAUGGAAUGAAUCAGCACAGGCAAUCGACAAUUAGUUUUUGUGAUCUUACCGGAACUGAGCGAGAGCAAGUGGAUGGAAGGAGGUUACUCAAGGAUUCCGGAUUGAGGAAGUUGGAAGACAUUGUUCACAAGCGUAGCGAUGAUUACAAUGAGUCUAUUUUGACAGCUUUUCUGAAGGACUCUUUUGGGGGCCGUGCACAAACAUUGAUUUUGCUUUGUAUUAAAGGUGCCGAGCUAGAACAGAGUAUCGAGAAUUUAGAGUUUGGUGAAAAAGCGCAAGACAUUGUGAACCACGUUGUUAUGAACACGUUUUCCGAUAAUAAUGUUCCGUUUAUUGCGCUGAAUGAAGAUAUUCACGCGGGGAUGCCUCAACCAAACUGUGAUGGUUUGUACUAUGCCUCCCAGCAGUGGGCCAAGCUACUGAAGAAUGCUGAAAGUCUUUUCAAUAAGCUGUUCAGUGCCUGUGAGCUAUCUCAGCAGGAACGAAGUCAGAUUGAAGAAUGGCUCUAUCUGAAAGCAGAAUGCGAUGAAUGUUUCAGCUCGACAGACAUCAGUAUUACGACCGGCAAUCCGCCGACACGGGUUUGCCUCGGACCGAUCGAAGAAAUCGAUGAAGGAGAUGAUACUCUACAAAACAGUGACAAAGUUAACAUUAGCGAACAAUGCAACUCGGAUAAUGAAAGUGAUUCUGAUAUCUGCACUCAUCUGACGGAUGUGACCGAUCGUAUCCAGGGUUACAUGAAAAAUUUUCAGCUCAAAACGAAUAAUUUGAUCAAUGAUAAGUACAAGGAAUUCUUCCACGCCCACCCAAAAAUGAUAGACGAUUUGAAUGAGGAAGUGCGUCAGCAGGAGAAGAAAAAACUGCUUGCCGGAAGUGGAACGGUUCAUCAUAAUCCUGGCCGUAGGAAAUCUAUUUAUGAUGUUGAUUCCAUCAGUAGUAACGAGUUGUCGCUGAUGUCUCAACUUCGCAGUAACUCAACCACGUCACUUGCGCCAGUAGCGAUCAACAGUAAACGGUUGGAUACACUGAACAACAAUCUACGUAUUACGAUGGUCAGCAUCGAGUCAUUGCGCGUUCAGAUCGAAGAGAUUCGACGCACAAUCGCACUUAAGCAAAAAUAUAUCUCCGAUCUGAUUGAAAACAGUGAGACCCGCUCUGUAGCCAAGUCUCGGUUCAAUAAAAAGAAACGCAACCUGGAAGAUGAGUAUGAAAAGGCCAAGAAGCAGCUGGCGAAAGCCGUUGUCAAUGGGGUCGACAAAAAAGAAAUUAAUCAUCUCAAAAGCAAAACUUCUCAGUUGGAGCAAAGAAUGAAAGACCUAGAAUCGAUCCGGUAUAUCGCAGGGGAGUCCGGUCAAAAGAAGAAGAAACUGCAGCAAUCCAUCAAAGACUCACAGAAGCAGCUGGAAAUACUGCAAAAGUUGCUCAAAAAAGAAAUGGAUAAAAAAGAAUCGAUCGAGAAGGAGAUAGAGGUGGUGAAGCGGGAGAAGACGUCUAAAAUCAGUGCCAUUCAAGAGAUUAGUGAGGGUAAGAGCAAAAUUAAAAAAAUGAACGACAGAAUUUCUCAGAUUGAGCAUGUUCUCAAAGAGAAAUCGAGUAAUUUGAAGAAAUAUGUUAACAAAAAAGAAACGGAGAAAGAUUCUCUGCGACAAGAGAUUAAAAAUUUACGAAUAACCAGAGAUCUUCAGCUGGAACAAAGGUGCAAUUUGGAAAAGAAAAUUAGAGAAGAGGAAUUGCCUUCGUUUGACGAGGAACGCAAACUGGUAGAAUGUGAGGAAGCAAUCGAAGCGAUUGAUGCCACUAUCGAGCUAAAAAACGAGCAGAUCUGUGGCCGAAAAAGUAUUGACACAGACGAAAGUUUACAGCGUGAGCGUGGAGAACAGAUGUUGAUGGCUCGUUUAAACAAAUUGUCCUCAGAUGAGAUGAGAACUUUGCUCUAUAAAUACUUUCAGAAAGUAGUUGAUCUCAAAGGUAGCAGCCGGAAGGUUGAAAUGCAAUUCAUAGCUCUCGAGCGGGAACGAGAUGCGUGGAAGUGGAAGGAAAAGAUCCUGACCAAUCACAUACGCCAGGAGCGAUUGGAGAAAGAACGAUCCAUCAUUGCUAUGCAGAAGCAGCACGAAACAAAAGUGAACCUGAUGUUGCGCCACUUUGCAGCAGACACUUCUGCAUCCAUGACCAGUUCCGCCCCUGAAAAUGCGCUGUACCCGUACUCUCCUAGCGGUGAUUUCGCGAUUAUUCCCGGUUCCAGUCGCUAUCAUCACCAUCUCGCUUUGGAUUCGGACAGCGAGCCAAUAUCACAUCAUCAACCGCAUAGCAAACAUCUGACUCAUUUCAAAACAGGAAACGUAACCACAGCGGCAGCAACAACCGUUCAACCGCUGGUAGAAAAAGACCGUAAGAAUAAACUUCUCUCCAAGCUACAGGUUUUCACACGCUAUCAUGGAGGUGCUGGCAGUAGCAGUACAGAUAAACGUAAAAUGCUUCAAUCGGACAUCCCCCAGCAGAACCUGAAACAACUGCAGAUCUCGGCUCGUCCCUCGCUUACCAAAGUGACACGGGAAAAGAACAAGAUCAUAAUACAGAGCGAUGGCGGAAAGUGACGAAACACCCCCUGUCUCGAAAAUGCACAAAUCCUAGUACCUUUUCAUAUUUUUACCGGCAUGUCAAGGUAAAUAGUUUUGUGAACCUCUUACAUGGUCAAUUUUGUUCGUUUUGGAAACCUAAUGUUUUAAUGAAAAUUAUUAGAAAAUUUACGCAAGUUAUGAACGGAAAAUACUCUAAUCUAGAUCUGUGACCGUAUACAAUCCAGGCCAACAAAAUAUAAUCAUGUAAAACUCGCGUGUACACGUGAAUUGCAUUUAAUAAAUGUAUACUGCGUAUUGUGUAUUAAUAAAUGUA